UUAAUUUUGGAAAUUUGUUGUUUCUAAUUAAUAAAAUAUAAAUUGUGCUAUGUAAAACAGAUGCACAAAUGAGCAUUGAAUUGAAUACAAAUUUUAAAAGCGAAUGCCGCCAAAUUACUUCACAUUAGGAAAAAUGUGUAAACUUCAUGCAGCGAAAAUUCCUUUGAAUGGACACAAAGCAAACCAUUUCUAAUCAAAACUUUGAAUGUGCAUCGUGAAAAGUUAUGUUAAACAAACAAAAAAAGAACGUACAUACAUACAUACAUAAGGAAGAAUCAAAACCAAGUAAAUUAAAGUACGUUACUGAGCUGAGGCAACGAAAAAAAUUGCAAAAAAUUCUUGUGAGUGAACAGUUGCUGUGAUAAAAGAGUACAAUGGUCAACUUCACAGUGAAAAAAAGAACUUCCGGAAGGGAAGAUUUUAGCUUUUGUCCAACAUUGGGAGCGAACAAAAAGCCAUAGAAGAAAAUUGAAAUAAACAAAUGUGUAUAAGGCAAACAAAGCAAAGUGAAAAGUAAACAAAUGGAACAGUGUUCUUCAAGCUGUGCUAGAAGCAACGGAUUUGCCUAUGCAGCCAAAGGGCGUUUUAUGUCCAGAAAAAUGGACACAGGCGUAAGAGAUUGUUGGUAGGCUUCCGCCUCUGGCAUUAGAACUGACUACAUAGCUGAAGCGAACGAGCUGGUAGAUAGCAUUUUUAUUUCAGGCCUUUGCAUUGGUAGACUAAUAUUUCGCACAAUGAGUGACUAGGUAGGUGGUAAGUCAAGGAUUAAAAUUGUAUGUGUAACGCCUGAUUGACACAACGGCAGUACAUACAUACAUACAUACGUGGCAUAAAUGCAAAAACCGGAAAGAAGUUGAACUUCAGAGUUAUUGAAAAGUAAAAAGUAGUGGGAAUAGUUUUGGAAAAGCUUACUAUAGAGGCACAAAAAAGCUGAAUCCUGCAUAAGCUCUGAAAGCUGAGAAGACUUAUAGGAAAAUGUUAUGAAAAAGUAAACACAAUGAACGUAUCAAUGGCAUAUAAUAAAAAACCCAAGAUAGAUUCAAAAGUCACGCGCUUUUGUACCAAUUGCGUGAGAAGCAAUACUAGUUUGUACUAUCAAAUGUGCAACAUGUACCAGUGCCAAAUUCACUCGAUCGACAAAGCUUGAAACAUUCUAAGUUCACAGGAGAGAAUACGCUUAAAGUAUAAAUUACAUAGUUAUGGCAGCAAGACAAUCAAGCGUAGCCACAUAUCUCUAUAAAGGGCAACAACAAAAAAUUGCAUCAACAGUCGCCUCUAUUUAACAUCACUUCCGCACUGAGCAAAGAAAACCCAAAAAGAAUUUAAACAAAAAAAAAACGCCAACUAUGGAAUUUCCAAUUGCGCUUCAGCAUCAGCAGCAACAACGACUCAAUAAAGAUUAUCCGCCAUCACAUACGCCCAAUAUGAGCUAUCCGCCAAACGCGCAAUCGCCGCAUCCACAAGCAUAUCCCUCCGGCUAUGGCGCAUUUGGCAGACCGGCACAUUUUAAUAGCACAACAUAUGCAACGCACAUACAACAGCACUACGCUCCCGAACAGCACCAACAACAACAACAACAACGACAGUACUAUGACAGUGCAUACGGGCGGCUAAUUGCUGGCAAUAUCUCUGCCAGCAGUGGACCAGUUGACAGCGCUUACAGCAAUCGUGCACGUUACUUGUCCUAUCAGCAGUCCCUGCCGCCUCACUCAAUACGGGGUAUGUACACACCGGCUGGACAGCAAUUAAUACCGUCAAGUGUGCUGCAUUACCCACCACGUGGCUCACCCUAUCAGCAGAGUGCGCUGCCGUUGCAGCAGCCGCAGCGUUCCCUAACGCAUACGCCAUAUGCUUUACCACAGCACACGCAACCGCAAUCACAACCACAAUUACGACAGCAGCAACAAUCGCAACCACAGCCGCAUUUGCAGUCGCAGUCACCACUACACCAAACAAAAUUAUUCGCGGGGAAUGAAUCGCCACAAAUGCGACUUUAUGGUGACGGUCCCAAUACGGCGCUAGUGCAUCAAAAGCAAAUUUAUACGCCAGCAGCGCGGUCAACACCACAUUUAAUUGCCCAUUUGAAUGGUGGCUCACCACCAGCAACGCCAACACCAACGCCACCAUCACCGGCGCCAACAACAACGCCCCCACCGCCAAAUGUAGUGCGGCCACCAUCAACUGACUGUAGCGCCUAUACCAUGCAACUGCAAAGGCAACAACAACAAAUACAACUACUGCAGCAAUAUCGGCAACAUCCGACUUCACAAUCGCCCUCCUCAACGCCGCAAAGACUAUUCAAUAAUACAUUGUCUUCGCCACGCACAUUCGCAGCACAACAGUGUCAAGCGCUUUCCCCUAAGCUAACCCCACCCAUAGUGAAAAUAUUUCCGGCGAGCAGAGAAUCUUCCGAGUUGCCAACAAUAAGCAGAGACGCACGGGAGUGCCAAGAGGAGGAGGAGAAAGAUCGGCAGCCUCCGCAUAGCGUAACUAAUGUCCCAGCUAACAGCGCUGCAUCAUAUUCCGCCACCAAUUUGACCAGCACAAAUACUGUUUGUUCUCCACGAUUGACAGCGAGCUGCAACAGUAGUGACUGUUUUACCACCUCACCGCCGCUAAUAAGCGCCACCGGCACCGACAGCGGUAUCAGCGUGAGCAGCUGCAGCACGCGCGCCCGCAGUGACAGCACACAAAGUACGCCUGUUUACAAUGGCGAAUAUCCAAUGUCGGUGGGCUCGUCGUCUGGUGUGUCCUACCACUGCGCGGAUAUAAAGGAUUUCGAGGAAUUUGGCCGAGAGAAAGAGGAACAAUCAGUGUGCGGUGUGCUUAAUGAAAAUGAAAAUUUGAAAUUAAAGCAGGAAAUCGGCGAAGGCGAAAUUAAUGACGAACGAUUAAAGGGGAGCACCAGUGAUGGAGAAAAUAUGAUAACGUCCAAUAUAAAGAAAGAAUGUGGAGACGCUGAGCCUUUCGCAACUUCAAGUACAGAGGAGAAAAGGACACAUUCCGAUGAUAAAAGGAGCCAAGAUUAUGUGGAGGAAAAUGUGUCUGCAUGCCGCCUGGAAGUUAGCGCCGCUUCUUCGAGUACACCCCUAGAUUCAACAAAACAUUUUCCAGUUAAUUCACCAGCGGCACAACUUCCAGAAGCCAAUAUCACAAAAAAAUCAAAUGAUUCUCCCCAUUUAGAUGCGCAUAUGAGUACAUCAAAAAAUGUAGAACGUAAAAGCGACUGCAAGGAGCACACAGAAUUGCGACAGCAAAAAGAAACAGAAAUAGAAGAAAUCACACAAAACACUGAAAAUGUGAAAACUAAUUUCUCGAACAGCAUUAAUGCAGCGUGGGCAUCAUCAACGCCGCAGUCACCACAUCAGAACCUGAAUUUCGAACACACACAGUUGUAUCAAUACGAAUUACCAUCUCCACCUGUGCCACCAGCACCUCCACAGAACUCGCCAGUCGAUUACAAUCCCACAAUCAACACUACUAAUAUGGGUACAUUUGCAUAUAGUGCACUGCCAGCAGCGACACCAUUGAAACCACCUACAAAUGCAGCUGCUGCUGCAGCGGCGGCAGCAGUGGCGGCAGCGGCAGCAGCAGCAGCUGCAACAAUACGCACGAAUAGAAGUCGAAUAAUGGAAGGUGAUUUGAUACCAAGCAAAAAAUCGAAACGGAAAACGCACCUUGUGCCUGGGAAAUGGCAGAAAGACAAUGAGGAAGUGGAGGCGAGCGAAGGUGGCAAGGACAAACGGGAUAUGACACCCUUGCCGGGCUUUCAGCAAGCUUUUGGCUCCACAGAAAUCGGUCGUUUCUUCGAAACAUUUCUAUUAAGUCCGCCUGAUUGUCAUAGUUUCAAUGACACCUACGAAUCUUUCAAUGUCGAAGAGCAAUUGCAACAAAUGCAUCAACAGCAGCAGCAACAGCAACAGCAACAACAACAAAAACACCAAUUACAAAUGCAACAUGAACAGCAACAGUUGCAGCUUAAACAAAUUCAUCAACAACAGCAGCAACAACACCAACAGCAACAGCAACAGCAAUAUGCAUCACACGAUUAUUUCAGUCGUAGAUACUCGGACAAUAGCGGCUAUCACACACAACGGUUGCAUGCCAACUAUCCCCACCAGCACCUGCCAGCUACUCACCCAUACUACAGAGGUCAAGCGCAUCCUCCGUACCCGCUCAAUAGCGGCAACAGCUAUCGUGACAUGUGGUUGUAUGGCCGCCGCGCGCCCUCUCCCUAUGACUUGCCUUACGAAUACGGUGGCGCUCCAGCGAGUAGUGGCUCCCCUGCGUCGCCUUAUGAAAUGCCUUUGAGUGCUCGAACGCCCUAUGGCUCUCCGUACGAUAGAUUGGGUUAUAGUUAUGGGCGGAUGAAUGGCAGCUUUAGUGGCAUACGCUGUAACGGUUAUUGAGAUAUAGUAACGUAAGUCAAGUAUUAAAUAAAGUAGUAAAUAUUUGUAGUUAAAAACAAAGAAUGAGCAAUUUUCAAACACAUUUUUCCAAAAUGCUUAGUUGCAGAAAUAUGUAAGUAUGUACAUAUUAUAUACUAUAUACGUAUGUAUAUGUUAGAAGUAAUUUAAACAUACAGCAGUGGUCAUGUGAACGGUUAAUAUAUGUGCCUUUUCGGACAAAAUUCUGGAACGUCUUCUUCAGUUCAAAUAAAUAGGAAGCAUAACCAAAUUUUUGAUCAAAAUUACAAAAUUUAUGAUAAAAUUAUUCAAAGUUGCAUAUUUCUAUUUAGAUACAUACAUACAUAUAUAUGUGUGUAUGUAUUUAUAACUUUUUACUUCUAUCCUAAAUGUAAGUGGGCGAAUACAUUUGUAUGUAUUAGCGGUAAAAAAAACUAUGUAAAAUAUAAAAAUUGCGUGCAUACACACAUACACAAAUUGUUUCUUGUCACAAAAAAAAUUUGAAAAUUAGCAAAGGAUUAAAAUCAAAACAAACCGAAUAAUGCAAUAGUACAAUUUUGAGGUAAAUAUGUAUGUAAAAAGAACUAAAAAUACAAUUUAUCAAUUUACAAAAUUAAAAGUAAAUCGAAAUUUGAAUUAAAAUUAAGUAAUAUGUAUAAUAUAAAUAUGAAUUCUAUAUAUCGUAGCUAUCAUGUCAAACUAUUGAAUGUGAAAAUGGGUACUUUUCAGGAGAGCAAAAAAAUUGUUGUAAAAAAUGUUGUUGUCAUUAGAAAAAAGUGUCCUCUGCUUCCAAGAGGACUAAAUUCAAAGAUUUGCCAACUUACGUAUUAUUCUAAGCGCAUGCGCAAGAUAUCGUAAAUGAAAUAGCAUUUUAGCACAUUCAAUAGUUUGACAUGGUAGCGACGAUAUGUAAAUAGUAUGUAUGUAUGUAUAAUUAUAUUUAGUUUUUAGUUUUUAGUUAUUUUGUAUCUCGAACGAUAUGCCGCACGAAUGAUUCGUCUGCAGCUGACAUCGUCUCUGAUUGCAAUUUUAUUACGCUAUCGGUCAUCUUCGUUUUGUUUACGUCGAUUAGGUUGCAAUCGUCUCGGUUACAUUUAAACCGGCUAGAAUUAUGCCGCCGGACUAAUUUUUGAGGCCUUUCUCUGCAGACGAAUCGUUCGAGAUAGAUAAUAAGGCUGUAAGUCUGCCAAAACUGAAUUGAGAGCAUACGGAUUUUGCCAAAUCGAGUUCAACGCUUUUACACACAACACCUUAGCUGAUCUAUGAUUUGGCGUGGAAUGCUUGGUCUGAGCCCUCUCUAGCCAAAUGAUUUUAUUCUUCAUCUUUUAUGGCCUAUAACUGCUUAAGCGACUUCGUUUCUCCUCUGUACCAACUGACGCCGAUUAGAAAUUCCAAGUGAAGUCAAAUGCUCCUGCACUGGAUCAUUCAUCAGCAGGUUCCGCGUUUAAUACCUUUAAAGCCGGAGCGUUUGUGCGACGGAGAAUACCUGGUAUAUGGUGGAUUUACCAGAGCCACGGCUACACUGAUAAAUCCCAAUCAGUUCGUUUACGGUGGGCUUUAACCUUUUACACAAUACGCUCGAUAAGAACUUGAAGGAAACGUUUAGAAGGCUGAUCCCGCGGUAGUUGGUACAUAUGGCAGGGCAGCUUUUCUUGUGGAUUAGGCAGAGCAGACUUUCUACAUACGAGUUGAUGCAAGCACCUUAUCAACUCUACGUCACUCUAUUUGAAUAGCUUAGCUGGGGCGCCGACAGCUCCAGCAGCUUGGGUUUCAUCAGCCAAGAAAUUACUAUUCGUACCUCGUCGUAUUCGGUACGGCGGCUCAUGGACUCCUCUCGCCAUCGACUGGGAUUCAGAUCAAUCUUCUGCACUACUUCCAAUGUGGUUGGCAUUCCAUAAUUUAAGCAUGGUCGGGUUAUCGGUCUUACAGGAGGUCUAGAAUCCUUCCUUAAGUCGCCUGAUUUUACAACGCUUUUAUCAACUUGCAAUGUUGUGGGUCCAGAAACUUUCAAUGCUGUGGAUCCAGAAACU
Messenger RNA from Rhagoletis zephyria (snowberry fruit fly), 6436 nucleotides. Its product is annotated as ecdysone-induced protein 74EF. Lineage: Eukaryota; Metazoa; Arthropoda; Insecta; Diptera; Tephritidae. The record is from RefSeq and is a predicted model, not a curated record. Gene Ontology annotation, cellular component: cytosol.